Ilyonectria robusta is the source of this 2351-nucleotide messenger RNA. Its product is annotated as nucleoside phosphatase family-domain-containing protein. Gene Ontology annotation, cellular component: membrane. Gene Ontology annotation, biological process: nucleoside diphosphate catabolic process. NCBI's taxonomy places the organism in Eukaryota, Fungi, Ascomycota, Sordariomycetes, Hypocreales, Nectriaceae. The record is from RefSeq and is a predicted model, not a curated record. The transcript is spliced from 2 exons. Gene Ontology annotation, molecular function: nucleoside diphosphate phosphatase activity. Bases 232 to 2271 code for a protein of 679 amino acids.
ACUGCGCUUGAGACCCACCCCUCGUCGCGUUACGAAACAGAUCGCCCUUGGCCGACUCCUUCAACCUUGAACCCGACCCUUGCCGUUCGUUGCUUUACUUUCGCAGUCCCUGACGGCAUCUUCCCAUCUUCUCUCUGCAAUCUGCAGCCGCGAUACAGCCAUCAAUCGAUCCCGUCAGCUCCCGUCAGCUUCCAACCGCGCCCCGAUCGAAUCCCCCAAACACUUGCCCUCAUGGGUAAAUCAUCCCAAUAUGGCGUCAUACUCGACGCUGGUUCCUCUGGAACACGUCUAUAUGUCUACAAGUGGAAGAACCACGCCGCCGCCGCCAAAGAUGCCUCCACCACAAAGCUGAAGAGUCUGCCCGAGAUCAAGCUUGAGAAGAGCAAGAAGAUCCACCCCGGCGUCUCCUCCUUCGCCGACAGUGUCACCAAGAUCGGCCCCGACCAUCUCCAAGAGCUUAUCGACUUGGCCCUCGAUGAGGUCCCUCACCACAAAGUCCCCGAGACUCCCAUCUACCUGAUGGCCACCGCCGGCAUGCGACUCCUCCCCGACCACCAGCAGAACGCCCUGCUCCAGACCAUGUGCACAUACCUCCGCGCGAACUCCAAGUUCAUCCUGCCCGACUGCGACGCUCAUAUCCAGGUUAUCUCUGGUGAAACCGAGGGUCUCUACGGCUGGAUCGCCGCAAACUACCUGCUCGGUGGCUUCGAUACUCCCAAAGACCACGACCACGGCAAAGACCACCAUACUUAUGGCUUCCUCGACAUGGGUGGUGCCUCUGCCCAGAUCGCCUUUGCUCCCAACUCGACCGAGUCAGUGAAGCACGCAAACGACCUGAAGCUAGUCCGUAUGCGCAACCUCGAUGGCUCCCCGGCCGAGUACAAAGUCUUCACCUCGACGUGGCUGGGUUUUGGCGCCAACAAGGCUCGCGAUCGCUUUGUCGAGAGCCUGCAAGAAGCCUACUCCGGCGAGAAAGAACUCCCCGACCCUUGCAUGCCCAAGGGCCUGCGUACCACUCUCACCGGUGACCCCGUCGACGGCAAGAGUAAGGAACCCAUUCUAGUCGGAACCGGUUUGUUUGAUGAGUGUCUGCGCAAGACACACCCGCUGCUGAACAAGGAGCUCCCCUGCGAAGAUCAACCGUGUCUCAUCAACGGCCAACAUGUACCUGCUAUUGACUUCGACAUCAAUCAUUUCGUCGGUGUCUCCGAGUAUUGGCACACGACCCAUGGUGUAUUUGGUAAGAAGCACAAGGCAUACGAUCUCGCCACUUAUCAGAAUAAUGUCAUGGAGUUUUGUAGUCGCGAGUGGGAGGAUAUCGAGGAUGACAUGGACUUGGAAAAACGCAAGAAAUCACCAGAGGAAAAGGCCCAGGAAGCUCGACAAGCAUGCUUCAAGGCUUCAUGGCUCAUCAACAUGCUCUACGACGGAAUCGGCAUUCCUCGAGUUGGGCUGGAAGGUGGUGUCGCGUCCAACUCCACCAAGGACGAUUCAGACCACGAGAAGGGAUUCGCCGAUCCAUUCAGGCCAAUGGACAAGAUUGAUGGUGUUGAACUGAGCUGGACCUUGGGAAAGAUGGUUUUGUACGCCGCCGGCCAAGUGCCUCCGUCGUCAAACGACGCUCUGCCCGUGGGAUUCGGAAGCAACGUGGAGUCGGGCAAACCAGAAGAUUUCGAGCUUGCUGGAUCAGUUCCAAUUCCUGCGAACCUGGGCAGCCACGACGACGACGAUGACGAUGAUUGGGAUGAUCUUUUGGAAAAGCCAUCAAGCUCCACGUCCGGCGUUUUCGCUUUCAUUUUCAUUCUGCUCGUGUUGGCAUUUAUCCUUCGCAAACCCGAGCGAAGGAGAAGGUUGUUCAGCCUGGCUCGUCGUCGCCAUCGCUCCAGCGGCGGACGCAAAUCCAGCCGAGGUUUCUCGCUGGCUAACAAGAUCUUUGGCCGAAAUACGCCGGCGUACGAGAGGGUCAUGGAGGAGGGUGACUUGUCCGACUUUGAGCUGGGCGACGUAGACUCGGACGAGGAUGAGCAUUCGGACAGCAGUGAGGAGGCUUCCCGACAAGGACGAGCGUCAGGGCUGGCGACUCCCCAGUUCAGUGGCCGAGUGGAUGAGCUCCGACCUCCGCCGUCUGCCAUGGACCGUUCUGGCCUGGUUGUGCGAACCGAGAGCCGGGAGAGGCUAUCACUUCAAACAAUCAACGCUGGGCGACGGAGUCGGAACGUGAGCCCGAUCCGAUCAAAGAGCCCAUUUAUGACGCCGUUGGCAGAGGACUAGACCAGUUAGGAUACUAAUGGUAUCGGAUCUGGUCAGGAGUCGGCCAAAGAGGUGGUCUGAAAAUUGGAUGGGAUCUGAAA